Molecule: messenger RNA, 3138 nt
Organism: Silurus meridionalis
Lineage: Eukaryota; Metazoa; Chordata; Actinopteri; Siluriformes; Siluridae
Exons: 9
Coding region: 511-2109 (532 amino acids)
Molecular function (GO): protein binding
Source: RefSeq, a predicted model, not a curated record
UUAAAACUAAAAACUAUUAAAAAUCGCGUCUUUGUAAAAACCCAUUCUUUAUGGCAGAAAGUCUCCCAGAUAAAAACAUUGCAAAAACCUGAAAAUAUUUUUUUAAAUCCUGCCUAAAAGGCAGCAAAUCCAGAAAUUGGGCUCCUUUUUCAUUUCCUGUUUGUUUCUCUAAACUUGAUUCUUCACGGGUACGAUUCAGUUUGGAAAACUUGGUCGUGACCCAAAUUUCAAGAGCUCUUGAAGGAAGCACGAGUCACCAAAAGGGUUGGGAGAGGGAAAUUGAUCACGUGUUGAUCACGUGUCAGGGGGAAACGAAAGCGAGUUUGGGCAGAAAGGCAGGCGGUAUGUUGUGAUCACACCAGCAAGAUCUUCUCCACUCACACACACACACACACACACACACACACACACACACACACACUCUCCAUGGUUCUUCAUGAUGAACUUCAGGCCUCGAAACAAACGGACUAGCAGAAGAAUAUGAAUUUCUGCAUCUGAGUCCUAUUUAAUAUGAGGAUACGGUCCUUGCUAUAUGUUUAUCUCACGGUUCUUCAUUCUCGAGCCUUUGCUUCGGUCCCAGUGCCAGCCAAUUAUAAAGUCUCGUCCAAAAACUUCAUCCACAUCUUGGAGUGGAGUCCAGGAAACGGGACACAACCAGGAACAGUCUACAAUGUGAAAAUUAAUGACCAUCAGGAACGUAACAUCGCCGGUACAUAUGUCGACAUCUCAAAAUACAUGAAGGACAUACACCUCACUUACAAGAUCCAACUCUGGGCGUCAUUUGGCAGCGACUCAUCGGCUCCGGUCAACAUAAAUUUUAAGCCGUCCCUUGAAACCUUUAUUGGUCCUCCUACGUUAUCUCUAUUGGGAUGUGGCGACUGCCUGAACAUCAACAUCGACUUUCCAAAUCGCGAAGCCAACUACUACUUUUACAAUGCUAUAGGUUUUCUGAUCAGCUGGAGGAAAGCCAGAGAUGAAAAGGACGGUUGUCACAAUCCGUUCACCACCAAACAGAACAGGAAUUUCAUGUCGUAUUCGAACGUCCUGAAGCAUCUUCAGCCGGGUGAGAAGUACUGUGUGGAAGUUCAGCCAAAGAGCAACAUCCUAAAUCAAUUUCAGCUACUGAGCUCUUGCUCCUGUGAAUUCACCAGUCGUGAAGAGUCCAGGGAUGUGGCCUUUCUGGCAUUCUUGAUUUUCGGCUCCCUCCUGGUGGGAUUGUGUAUUCUGAUUCCCUUAUUCAGCCUCGUCUACACUGGCUUUCUGUGCAAACUCAACACCAGACUUCCCGAAGCACUGAAUGUUUUCAGUCCUGUCUACAUCCUUUUCCCAGAGCAGAUGUGUAUAUCGCUGGUUGAACUUGGGGACGGCGCCCGAACUCACAAGGCACACAAAGAUCAUCACGGCAAGCCAAAGGAGAAAAGAAAUGGUCUCUCUGAGAACAAUGACGAUGGUGAUGAUGAUGAUGAGGACGAAGAGAUUCAAAAUCCCUACAUGGACCGAGGGGCUCAGGCCGAGUCAGAAAGCACCUUGAGUGACAGAUCAGCGUCCGUUAGUGAAAUCGCCGAGAAUGCAGAACAGUAUAGAUUUGAGGGUGCCCUCGCGGACGCCAAAGAGCUAUACUCACCCUUUCAGCUUCACAGUGGCGGGGUCAAAGGGUCCAACCAAGCAGCUUUGUUUGAUACGAAAGCAGUCGAUCAUCAGAAUGCUGAAGAAAAACCAGGACGACAAAUGAAGGAAAAAGAAGACAAUGCAGAAAAUGACGAUUCCGGGAAUGUUAACCUGUGGUCUGUGGUCCUAAAGUCCAUGCAGCCGGAGGAAGACGAGGCCGAUGAAGCCGGCCAGCCUCUGUUACCUUUAUUUCUUAAGGAAUUUCAAGAAGACUCCUAUGCAGCAGCCACAGGAAGUUCUUUUGAACUUCACACACUUUUAAUCCACACAGAAUUCCAGGCCAGUGAAGACGACAAUAAUGACAUUCCAGUCGCACACGAAGGGGACCACGUGAAAAAAGGAUACAUGGCGUCGUACACUGGGAAUAUCGACGCGGGACGUUGUUUAUCCGAUGAUGACGAUGAGGAUGACGAGGAUACCUCAGGCUACAUGACCAGAUGAUGUGGCAUUCUGCAUUAUUAGCCAGCAUAUUGGGUGCUUUUUUCACAAUAUGUCUAUCUCAUAUAAGAGGUGGUAUCAAAACGUUUUUAAAAUUACUUUAUUUAUCUACACUUACACACCAUUAAAAUAGUCCCCUUGCACAGCGAUACAGAGCAGGGUCAAGCACUGGGAAAGCGUGAAGUCUGCAAGAGCUAAAUCUGUUAAAUUGGGUGGGUGCGGAAGUGAGAUCGGAUUAUACUGCAAGCAACUCGUGUGGUCAGAACGUCAGAGAUGGCGACAGCUACGGAUGUACACAGGGCGAUGUUUUAUGAAGGUCGGUGCUCCCUGUGCCUGUGCAUGCAGCCUUGUGCUGCCACCUGCUGGCGUGUUAGAAAACUAGACUCGAGACGUUUCGAUACCACUUCCUCAACAGACCCAACUGAGGCACACACCUCGGAUUAAACAAAGACAGAGUCGUGCGUUUUUGCACUUUAUUGUAUUUAUUUUUAGAUGCUAUUUGCUUCUUUCUUUAGAUCGUGAUCAUGAAUCGAUUAAUUGCAAACAAACCGAUGAAGAAAUACAAUAGAAAUAGAAAUGGUUAUCGAAUAGACAGCACAUAAAACAAUGCAACAAACUGCUAUAAUUGACCGUUUUACAAUGUUUUUUCUUUCUCUCUCACAAAACUGAAUUUGCAUGAACAAAUCGGCACGUUUGAAUUUCGAACGUUAGACAAUAUAUAAUGCGACUGACCAAUCAGACUGCACGGUUUAAGGUUCAUGCUGUAAAUAAAACGAAUGUCAAUUUAUCCGUUUAAUUGUGUUCAGAAAAUUAUGAUGGUCUUUAUUUAAUUUGCAAAUAAUGUGGCAGCUGCUGUAUGUAGUUUACACACAGCUAUAUUGAAGUAAACGCUAUAUAAAAAGUUUGCGUUGCUUUUUAUGUUGUUUUUUGUGUAUUUUUUUAUUGAAUCGAAGAUCAGGCAUGUUGAAUAUGAACAUUUUUGGAUGUUUCAGAUGUGCGCUAAAGAAUAAAUUAAAAACCAUAAACCAUUCA